GGUUAAUUCACACACUAGAUUCCGAUAAAGUUUUCGAUAAAUUUAUUUGGCUGUUCAAUCUCUCUCUCUCUCUCUCCUUCCCCGUUUCGAUCAUCAUUGAAGAUAUAUUAUUUUAAAUUAUCUAACAUGACCCCGAAAUUGAAAUUAGGAGGACUAUAUUUUCGGAUUUGCUCCUGAGAUUUCUCAGAAAACAAAAGAAGUGUGUGACGAUUCGGUUUCGGUUUGAUUCCUCCUAAGGUGCAGGUGCCUUAAGUUUACUUUCUAAAAAAAAAAAUAAAAAAAAUGUCCAAUCACCAAAGAGGAGAUGAUGAUGCUGGGGAGUACAUGGAAGAAGAUGUAGAUGAUCAUGAGAUGCAAGAUGUGGAAAAUGAUGAUAUGGAUGACGAGUUCCGUCGGGGUGAUGGUGCAUCAGAUUCUGACGUCGAAGAGUUUGACUACUCCAAUAAUAAAAUAGCUGACACAUCGGCAGAACAAGCUCGGAAAGGGAAAGAUAUUCAGGGGAUUCCUUGGGACAGGCUUAGCAUCUCUAGAGAUAAAUACAGACAAACUAGGUUACUACAGUACAAGAACUAUGAAAACGUCCCUAACUCCGGAGAAUCAUCUGAAAAGGUUUGCAAUGUCACACAGAAAGGGGGGCAGUUCUAUGGCUUCUGGCGUAAUUCAAGAUCUGUCAAAUCUACUAUCCUUCACUUCCAGUUGAGGAACUUGGUGUGGGCAACAUCCAAGCACGACGUCUAUCUUAUGUCAAACUUCCUGCUGACGCAUUACUCUUCUCUAACGUCUGGUAAGAAGGAAGUUCUCAAUGUUCGCGGUCAUGUUGCACCAUCCGAGAAACAUCCUGGAAGUUUGCUGGAAGGGUUUACGCAGACUCAAGUGAGUACACUUGCUGUAAAAGACGGCUUUCUUGUCGCUGGUGGCUUUCAAGGAGAACUUAUAUGCAAGCAUCUUGAUAGACCUGGCGUCAGCUUUUGCUCUCGUACCACUUAUGAUGAUAAUGCUAUUACCAAUGCUAUUGAGAUCUACAACAAACCCAGUGGUGCCCUUCAUUUUACUGCCUCGAAUAAUGACUGUGGAGUUAGAGAUUUUGACAUGGAGAGAUACCAGCUUGUUAAGCAUUUUUCCUUUCCUUGGCCAGUGAACCACGCAUCAUUGAGUCCUAAUGGUAAAUUACUAGCUAUUGUUGGCGACAAUCCCGAGGGCCUUAUAGUAGACCCCAACACAGGAAAGACGCUGGAAACACUAUCAGGACAUUUUGACUACUCCUUUGCCUCAGCGUGGCAUCCUGACGGAAUCACUUUCUCAACUGGAAACCAAGACAAGACCUGCCGUGUAUGGGACAUCCGCAACCUAUCUCACUCCGUUACUGUCUUGAAGGGUAACCUUGGAGCAAUCCGGUCGAUCCGCUACACGUCCGAUGGAAAAUACAUGGCCAUGGCCGAACCGGCAGACUUUGUGCACGUCUAUGACGUCUCAAAGGGGUAUGAAACAGAGCAGGAGAUCGACUUCUUUGGAGAGAUAUCUGGAAUAUCAUUCAGCCCUGACACAGAGGCGCUCUUCAUUGGGGUAUGGGACCGCACUUAUGGUAGCCUCCUUGAGUAUCAUCGGCGCAGAAACUACACCUAUCUUGAUUCGUUUCUUUAAGCGAAGAAGAGAAGUAUACACAACCCGUUCCAAGGAAUAAAAGAGAGCUCAUACAAAAGCAGAAGCAUAGAAUAUAAUGGAUGUCUUAAAAGGUGUAAAUGAUGUGUUAUGCAAAUGCUAUUGUAGUUACUGUCUUUUUGUUUCCUUUGCCGGCGGCUUGCAUGUUGUUUCCUUGUGAAUUCUGAAGGUUCAAGAUGUGUACAGUAAGUAGUGUUGGUUAGUUGUUUCAAUUAUGAAAACAUGAAGUUUCUCACAAAAAAUUGUGUUGCCUUGAACGCAUUCUUGCCAAAUAUGACAUGUUGGCUUAAAAACA
Messenger RNA from Brassica napus (rape), 1954 nucleotides. RefSeq lists its product as uncharacterized. The transcript is spliced from 10 exons. Gene Ontology annotation, molecular function: protein binding. The coding region runs from base 283 to 1641 and encodes 452 amino acids. The record is from RefSeq and is a predicted model, not a curated record. Lineage: Eukaryota; Viridiplantae; Streptophyta; Magnoliopsida; Brassicales; Brassicaceae.